This is a messenger RNA of Alternaria rosae, 629 nucleotides long. Its product is annotated as Mss4-like protein. The coding region runs from base 131 to 538 and encodes 135 amino acids. Gene Ontology annotation, molecular function: carbon-sulfur lyase activity. The record is from RefSeq and is a predicted model, not a curated record. NCBI's taxonomy places the organism in Eukaryota, Fungi, Ascomycota, Dothideomycetes, Pleosporales, Pleosporaceae. The transcript is spliced from 3 exons.
UCGAUACAGCGGGGUAGGGACUCGAGUAUAAAGCCCGAGGUGAAGGCAGUCCAACACGACAAUAGAUCUUUCAACCUUCACAACCUUCACAACUCCACCAACCAACUUAUUACUCCACCAACAAUUCAAGAUGCCUGCCGGAGGAUGCUUUUGCGGUAACGUCCGUUACGAGGUGCAGGGCGAGAGCGGAGGCAACAUCCUCUGCCACUGCCUUGACUGCCGUAAGAUCACCGGAUCCGCCUACUCAACCAACGCCGUCUACUCGGACGAGGGCUUCAAGGUCACCAAGGGUACGCCAAAAGCACACACGGUCAAGGGCGACAGUGGAAACGACGUCACUUCCAUGUUCUGCGGCGACUGUGGCUCGACCAUGUGGCGCCAGGGCGAUACCUUUGCCGGCAAGCGCAUCAUCAAGGUCGGAACCCUUGACGACACCAGCAUCCUCGACAACAUGAAGAUGAACGCCGAGUUGUAUGUGGACCACAGGCCGAAGUGGGUGGGCUCCCAGGAGAGCGCGGCGCAGAAGUCGGGCAUGUAAGGAUUAAGCGGUCGAGCGGUCGAGAGCGGAGAAGAUAGGCGGGGAUAAGGUUUAUUGACGAUUUGAGCCAUCCAGCCAGACGCCUAUUCAG